Rhododendron vialii is the source of this 1198-nucleotide messenger RNA. RefSeq lists its product as uncharacterized. Lineage: Eukaryota; Viridiplantae; Streptophyta; Magnoliopsida; Ericales; Ericaceae. The transcript has a single exon. The record is from RefSeq and is a predicted model, not a curated record. Gene Ontology annotation, cellular component: nucleus. The coding region runs from base 64 to 867 and encodes 267 amino acids.
CAUCACCAUUACCACCACCAUCUCAUUCAUCUUCUCUCUCUAGGUCUUGUCGUACUCUCCGCGAUGGACCAUUUGGACUUUUCGGCUGGAAAAUCAUCCAGACGAGAGCUCCAAAGGGCCCGUCCUGCCCCUCUGAAAGUACAUAUAGACUCACAUAGGAUCAAAAAACCACCGGUGGUGCCAUCCCAAACACCCCCUCAUCAGCAAAGCCGGCCACCGGUCAUUACAUAUGUGGUCUCUCCAAAGGUUAUUCACACAAACCCUAGUGAGUUCAUGGCACUAGUCCAACGUCUCACUGGCUUGUCAUCUUCAAAGUGUUCGGCCAAAUAUCCCAUGUCUCCAAAUAAUAUUUCUGGGUCCCACUAUAUAGGUGAGCGUACAAUAUCGUUGAAAUCUCCAAAUGGACAAUUACCAAGGCAAGAUUCUACGGCUAACAAUGCAUGGGGACAUACAGAAGCAAAUAGUUGGGCACAGGGGAUCACAUGUCCAAUUGCGAUUUCGCCAGAAAAGACUAACAGAUUCCCAGAAGAAAAGAAACCACAAGUUGGCGAUUUGGGCAUGGUUAAAGGUACAAAUAUAAGCACAGAAUUACCUGGUAGGACUAGUUUUUUUCCCGGGAUUUUAUCGUCCGGUCAGACGUCGGCUCUUCCAACUAUGACACCAAACUUUUUCCCUCCACCAUCUGAUCAAAAUCCUCUGAGUUUUUAUCAAGAUUUGAGCCCUUCAUUAAGAGGUAACAAGAACUAUUUGGAGGGCAAUUUCAUGACUAAUCAUAGUUCAUACUUUCUUUCACCUCAUAUGAUAACAACCCCUACUCCAUGUCUAGACCUUUUCAACAACUCUUUCACUUUCAAGAGAGAGAACUAGAGGAACAUAUGCAGAUGUGCAGCUGGUUUCCUUUAGUGUUAUUUUCAAUUAAUGGUGAGGUUUGAGGAUAAUACAAAGGGGACUCAAAUGGGUAUUAACUAUUUGUAGUCUUUUGUGCAUAGAUUGAAUUAGUGGGCGCUCGGGUUGAUUCGACAUUUCUUUGUUAAGAACGCUCAUCACUCCUGUUUUAUUUUACCAUGUUUGUUGUAAUAUUUGUGGUAUGUAAUUUGCAACCCAACCCUAAUGUAAAUUUCCUGUUCUUUCGAUUCCCUAAUUAAUUUGCUUGUUCUCCUUUCAAUAUCUAUGAAGUGUUCGGAUUCCCCCAACUGUC